GACCACUAACACCAACAACGUUUCAGAAUUUGCUUGCGUUUUGUUUCGACGUCGAAUUCAAUAUUCAAUAUUUCGUGUAUUUUGUGUUGUUUUCCCUCAGAUAGCUAAAAACAAAUCGAUAUGGCAGCUUAUACCGAGGAUCAGUUGGCUGAAUUCCAGGAGGCCUUCAACCUGUUCGACAACCGCGGAGAUGGCAAAAUUCAGCUGAGCCAGGUGGGCGAGUGUCUGAGGGCCCUGGGCCAGAACCCCACCGAGUCGGAUGUCAAGAAGUGCACCCACCAGCUGAAGCCCGACGAGCGCAUCUCGUUCGAGGUGUUCCUGCCCAUCUAUCAGGCGAUCUCCAAGGCCCGCUCGGGCGAUACGGCUGAUGAUUUCAUCGAAGGACUGCGUCACUUCGACAAGGACGCCAGCGGUUAUAUCUCCUCCGCCGAGCUGCGCCACCUGCUGACCACGCUGGGCGAGAAGCUCACCGACGAGGAGGUCGAGCAGCUGCUGGCCAACAUGGAGGACCAGCAGGGCAACAUCAACUACGAGGAGUUCGUGCGCAUGGUCAUGAGCGGUUAGGAUCAGACCGAUUCUAGCUGUUCAACUGUCCAGCGACACGACAAUAGAAGCAACGCUAUAUCCAACACAAUACAACACACCAACACUAAACACACCUGCCAAGCUACACAUAGAUGAGCCGUUCAUUCCGCCAGAAGUUCCAACUCCGUGAUUCCAACUUAGCCAUUCUUACCCCGGCAUUAAAGCAUUCAAAACCAAGGACAACGACCAAGGAUAUCGAGAUAUAACAAAUACAGGGGAAAGUGCUUAACACAAGCAGCUAAUAACUGAAAACUAAAAACUAAAACUACGAGAUUGGAGCUAUUCCCACUUCCAAAAUUAACCAACGAUGUAGACAUAGAUUCAUGAUUAACCAUAACUAAUUACCGCGUCUGUGAAUGUGCGUAUUAUUCUAAAAUUGACACUAGAAGGUUAAUCAGUAAUUAUCAACUAGUGCAGUCGUUCUUUUGUACCAAUCACACUCGAUACAUUUAUAUAUAUAUAUAUAUGAAUUACCAUAGUAUACUUCAAUGGAAGGAAGGAAAGCCAGAGUAUCACGAAAAAGUAUUUCUAAAUUAAAGCUGAUAUGCGUCGGUGGCGUGUGUCCGUAUUUAAAUGCGCAUUUUGAAGUUUUACAUGUUUAUUUUUUUUUAAAUAAUUUAAUAUUUGUAUUUAAUAAAUAAUGAAAUGAGAUCCAAUGAAUGUGUAGGUCUUUUUACAAAAGAAACGUACUUAAACUAUUAAACCAAUUGAAACCUU
Molecule: messenger RNA, 1302 nt
Organism: Drosophila melanogaster (fruit fly)
Lineage: Eukaryota; Metazoa; Arthropoda; Insecta; Diptera; Drosophilidae
Gene: Mlc-c
Product: myosin light chain cytoplasmic
Exons: 3
Coding region: 121-564 (147 amino acids)
Molecular function (GO): calcium ion binding
Source: RefSeq, marked reviewed